Sinocyclocheilus rhinocerous is the source of this 1407-nucleotide messenger RNA. Its product is annotated as E3 ubiquitin-protein ligase RNF182-like. The transcript has 2 exons. The coding region runs from base 272 to 745 and encodes 157 amino acids. The record is from RefSeq and is a predicted model, not a curated record. Lineage: Eukaryota; Metazoa; Chordata; Actinopteri; Cypriniformes; Cyprinidae.
AUGAUGUAACUUCUGGUUCUGUUUAGUCAUGCAUGACAUCACCGUGUUUACAGACGAUGACAUCACUUGUUUAAUAAUGCUAGUCCUCUAGCUGAAGUCAGUUUGGCCGAGAAUGAAAGGAAACCAAAACACCUCCCUCCUACGUACUUUCAUCCGAGCCGCCUUUACCAACUAGGUAUAUAAGACUCCUCAGCAUGAACCACCGGCACUUUACUACCAACCUUAAGAGUUCGCAACAAGAGAGAAGCAAACAAACAAACAACAGGACAACAUGUUUCCAGAAACGGAGUGCGGAAUCUGCUACCGAAUUUACAACCUCAGUCGGCGGUGUCCUCGACAGCUGUGCUGCAAACACACGUUUUGCGAGAGCUGCCUGGUGACGCUCUGGCGGUCCGCGGAGAGCCCUGAACCCCGGAUAAUGUGUCCGCUGUGCCGUCACUCCACGCCGCUGUCGGAGGCGAGAAUCCAAGAGACCCUGCCGGUAGACGAGGACAUUUUUGAGCGGCUUGUAACCGCGGGCUACGCGGAGGAAUGUGCGGAUGACGACGAAGACACCGAGGAGCCCAAACGGGACACGGCCAUCCCACCAAAAGAAGAAGUUUCACCCCCGCAAAGAUCGCGUAAAAGACGCCUGAUGAAAUGUUUUAAUCGCCUGUGCCAGAAAUUCACCGGGGAUGUACGGAGAAAUUGUAUGACUGAUGAAGACUUUAGGGACCUGGCAAUGAUGUCCUGCUACAUGAUGUGAAAGACAAGAUUUCAAGUUAUUCAAGAAGUGUCACUCAGAUAAUCUGAACGCCAAAAGAUGUAACCACACACGAUUUAAGGGAGCAGAUGUAAUCAUUUAAGAAUCAUCUAUUGAAAAUCACUGGUUUACUGCUGAACUGAACAUUUGGGUGGAUGUGUCCCCUCCAGUGUUCGAGGGUGUCACGGCCCUGCCUCGAGGUUAUGGAUGGCAGUCCGCAAUGGAAACCUAUGGAUGACAUGAUGUGUUUUUGUGCUGAAGCUGUGGAAUGUCAGCACAUGGGAAGCACAAGAGGACUGUUUGCUUUUGGGCGUGACUCGUCGCCAUAACAAAGAUGUAGGGUUGUUCCAGAGAAACCUAUAAACAACACAUCAACAAAAACAUGUCUUUUUUUUAAUUUUUUUUUUAUGAACCACAAUGCCUUAUAGAUUAUUUUCUUUUAGGCCAUUAUAUUUUUGGUGCUGUUUCUUUUCUGUUACAAAAUCAUGGAGACUAUACUCAACCAGUUUCUCCUUUUUUAAUUAUUGUAACUUAAUGAUUUUGAAGAAUUUCUAUGAAAUAUACUUGUAUUUAUUCUGUCUAUUGUUUAAUUAUACGGAGUUUUUCAGUGUUACAUUUGUAUCAAAUGAAAGAGCCCUAAUUAUAUGUCUUUUCAAGAUCACAAA